Messenger RNA from Clonostachys byssicola, 2376 nucleotides. The record is from the annotation of a GenBank genome assembly. NCBI's taxonomy places the organism in Eukaryota, Fungi, Ascomycota, Sordariomycetes, Hypocreales, Bionectriaceae.
AUGCCAGUACGGGGACCAAACGCGGGCCAAUCUGGUCGCAGGCCCGAAGCACUUUCAACACCUCCGCUCAAGAGACGCCGCCGGCCCCCCCUUGCAUGCUUUCAAUGUAGGAGGAGGAAGAUCAAGUGCGAUCAGGAGAGACCCUGCAAUAACUGUACCAAGGCAAAAAUCCCCGACUGUAACUUCCCGCCUUCUGAAAUCCCUGGCUCCCUGGACCAUGGUCCCGAUCUUCCGACACCGCAGACUCAAGCGAGAUCAGUAUCCUGUGAUUCGCCUUCCUCACAGGACCCUUCAGCAUUUCCGGGGCAGAGCCACGUGGGCAUAUUCCCGGAUGUAGAAUCGGCGAUAACUGUUCGGAGCACAGCAUCUGCUGCUUUGCCAAGGGACCUGAAUACUGGAACACGAUCCCUCCCUGUUUCGCAGUCACCGCAUGGAGACCAGCUGCUUCAGAGGAUAAAGGAAUUGGAGGAAACCGUAAAGCAGCUGUCCAAUGAUCGGGCCUCGACACAUAACGCGUCCCAUACCCAGAGUCAGGCUGCGACUGGCGGCUGUGACGCCUCAGGAGUCAGGUUUGGUGCCCAGAGCGCUUGGAUCAACGGCACCAGCUUGUACUCAAACAUCCUCCGGCCACUUGCGAAGGCUCAAACCGAAAAGUCCCAGCUGCACCAAGCGACCACCAAUUUCAAGACCCUCCGUAGACAAAUCGACCAGUAUUUCGCAGUCCCCGUCACGCCGAUAGCCACCGGGACGAGAAUACCAGAUAAGCCGUUGGCUGAUAGCUUCCUUGAGAACUAUUUUGAUCACUUUGAGGGAUGGUUACGGGUUCUUCAUGUCCCCAGUUUCCGUUCCGAAUAUGUAAAGUUCUGGCAACAGCGAGACACUGUCGAUCAGAUUUUUGUCCUACAACUUCAGGUUUGUAUGGCUUUGGGAAUCACCGCCCAUCCAGACUGUCUUGUUUGGAAGAAUGCCGCAAACCAAUGGAUACACGAAGGUCACAGGUGGCUCCAGGAUUCGUUUGAAAGGGCGAAGAAGAAGCCCUCCUUUGAGGAAGUCCAACUAGCCUGUCUUGUCCUAAUUGCUGAAGCCAACGCGUCCGAAAAUGAUCAGAUGCACCAAUGCUGGGUAUCAGUCGGUCAACUUGUGAGACGAUCAAUGUACCUUGGACUUCACCGCGAACCUCGACAUAUCCUGCCCAAUCCUUCCAUUAUUCAGGCAGAGAUGCGCCGGCGGCUAUGGACGACUGUUCUUGAGUUGAAUCUCAUGCUAUCCCUCCAAGCCGGCCAACCAACGAUGGUCUCUUCUUCGGAUUACGACAUUCGCCCCCCAUCUAAUCUGGCGGAUGAGGAACUUACAAAUGAGCCGGAUGAGACUAAAGUGAUAGAAUCCAGUGCCAAAAAGCAGACUCGGACAACUCCUCAACUGGCUCUCUUCGACUCAUUCCUUCUUCGCUCUGAAAUCGUUAAUAAACUGAACGGCAUUGGCCAAACCAUGUCGUAUGAUGAGGUGUUUCGGUUCCACAAGGAUCUGAGCAAAGCCAAAGGAAGAAUGCAACAAACCUUCAGAGCUGGCUACACAGCUACCACCUCGACGAAUUCUGCCCAUAAUUCGAUCGCGAAUAUCAUCCUCUCCCGUUACCUUUUAGCCCUUCAUCUCCCCAUAUUGGGACAUUCAAUCAGAAACCCGACAUUUCAUUUUUCUCGGAGGUUUUGCAUUGCCGCCUCGAUUGAAAUGGCCAAGGUCAGUGGGAUUCUAGUCAGCAGCCGCGGAGCUGAUCCGCGUGCAAACGAUGAGGUGCUACCCUCUCUCAAGAGACUCUUCGUCAACAGCCCGGGUCUAUUUCGACAUAUCACGAUCCAAGCUAUAUUCGCCAUUUCAUUGGAGCUUGUAACUUCUCAAGAGGAAGAACAGGAGAAUCUUGGGGUUUUCCCAGUCUGGGACACCGCCGAGCUAUUUCGAUCUCUUCAGGCGGCCGAGGCCUGGUGCGCAGAUCGAUUGCAGGCGGGAAUCUCCGACCACCUAGGCUACUGUUUCGUCGGUGCUUGUUUGGCAUACGCGCAUUCUCUCCAAACUGAGGGACUAGGGACUGAUCUUAGUCAGGUCGUUGUCCAAGCUGCAUUAAGGAACGUGGAAAACUGUUCGAGGAUUAUGCGAGAUGUUGCCGAGAAACUAGGCGUGCCGGUCAAUCAAGGCAAUUCCAUGACUUCUGGGGUUGGAAACAUCUCUGCCUCGCUGCCGGACGUAAUGGACAUGUCUAUGGAUCUAACAAGUGGCUUUUUUGGUGUUGGUAUGGAUGGUUUUGCGUUUGAUUGGACUUAUCCUUUAGACAUUGGGCUGGAGCCAACUUGGGGGCUCAACACUGUUUCUAACACUUUGUGA